GGGCGAGUUCUCAGCAUGGCCGCCCAGUCUCCUCGAGGCUCCCCCUCCCUGGUCGGCAGCCAGCAGCGGCAGAUACCUGAUACUCGGGUUGUGCAAGCGCGAAGGGGGAGCCUGGCCCUGCCCGGCCCUUGGGAGCCACCCGGAAGGCCGAGCCCGCCGGCCCCACCUGGAGAGGAGCUUAAAGGCCGGCCGGGCGGCCASAGCGCAGCCGGUUCCUGCACCAUGCCCACGGCCCGCAGCGUCCUCAUCUUGGCGGGGCUCCUGGCUCUCUGGGCAGAGCUGCCGGCAGCAUCCGCCCAGAAUGACACCACAAAAGCCGGCGUGUGCCCGGAGCCGGCGAUGGACUCGGUCAACUGCACGGUGGGGUGCCAGUCCGAUGGCGACUGCGAGAGCACCCUCAAGUGCUGCCCGGCAGCCUGCGGCAAGGCCUGCCAGAAGCCUGACGAGAAGCCUGGCAUUUGCCCACCCGUCAACCCAGGCAUCCCCAUGCUGGGCAUCUGCUCCAACCAGUGCAAGACUGAUGCCAACUGCUCUGGGAUCCAGAAGUGUUGCAGGAAUGGCUGCGGCAAGGUYUCCUGUGUGACGCCCAUCCACUGAGGUGCAGCCACCUCCUGCCAGCCCAGCCACAGGGAAGCUGCUGCCUGAUGCCCAUCCCAAUGUCCCGGCCCUGGCCCUGCACCAUCCCCCCGGCUUGGAGCCUUCAGCCUCAGUUUCCUCCCUGGGGUUCCCCACUCGGGGCAAGCCCCCCACACUCUCACCAAUAAAGCAGCUUCUCCCUGU
Messenger RNA from Malurus melanocephalus (red-backed fairy wren), 780 nucleotides. RefSeq names its product WAP four-disulfide core domain protein 2-like. Gene Ontology annotation, cellular component: extracellular region. Bases 16 to 597 code for a protein of 193 amino acids. The record is from RefSeq and is a predicted model, not a curated record. Gene Ontology annotation, biological process: innate immune response; antibacterial humoral response. The transcript is spliced from 4 exons. Gene Ontology annotation, molecular function: peptidase inhibitor activity. NCBI's taxonomy places the organism in Eukaryota, Metazoa, Chordata, Aves, Passeriformes, Maluridae.